AUGUCAAGUAGUGGAAUGUUCUUAGGAAAAUGGAUCAGAGACUCUCAGCCAUCAAUCUCAGCAGAAAAAGCUUGGUCCAGCCUUUUGUACUGUGUGAGCAGAGUGAAGUCCUGGGCUGACUCCUUUGGUGAAGAUUUGUAUUAUAUUGUCACAAAAUAUUCUGGUUCUCUCUUAUUACAGAAGAAGUAUAAAGACGUGGAACCAAAUCUAAAGAUCAAAGAGGUAGAUGGCUUGGAGCUGGUAAAGUUAUUCUCUAAAGAAAUGGCAAGAAUGCUACAUAGAAAAGUAGAAGCUGUUGAGCGGUUAGUUGAAGCUGCAGAAGAUGCUGAUGUUUAUCAUGAAUACAACUCCUCAUUACAGUUUGAUUAUUACAAUGCUGUUUUGAUUAAUGAAAAGGAUGAAAAAGGUAAUUAUGUGUCACUCGGGAAUGAAUUCAUUCUGGAGCCAAAUGAGCAUUUCAAUAAUUUGCCAGUGAACACAACAUCCAGUAAUAUACAGCUUCCAACCAAUGUCUAUAACAAAGACCCCGACAUUGUGAAUGGAAUUUACAUGUCAGAAGCCUUAGAUGCUGUUUUUGUGGAGAACUUUGAACGAGACCCAACUCUCACAUGGCAGUAUUUUGGCAGCACAACAGGAUUCUUCAGGCUUUAUCCAGGAAUAAAAUGGAUACCAGAUGAAAAUGGAGUCCUUUCCUUUGACUGCAGAAAUCGAGGCUGGUAUAUCCAGGCAGCUACAUCACCCAAAGAUAUUGUGAUUGUGGUGGACAUCAGUGGAAGCAUGAAGGGUUUGCAUCUUACCAUUGCUAAACACACUGUUGUCACUAUAUUGGACACACUGGGAGAAAAUGAUUUUGUCAAUAUUAUUGCUUACAAUGACUAUGUUCAUUACAUUGAGUCAUGUUUCAAGGGAAUCCUGGUUCAAGCUGACAGAGAUAACAGGGAGGUCAGUAUUAAACUUGAAAAGACAUUCUCUGCUGAAUAUGGCAUAGAUGCAGGACAAGGAGGCCUUUGCAACCAAGCAAUCAUGCUGCUCACUGAUGGAGCUAUGGAAGAUUAUGAAUACGUCUUUGAAAAAUUCAACUGGCCUGAUCGUAAGGUCCGUGUUUUUACAUACCUUAUUGGGAGGGAAGUCAGUUUUGCACAGAAUGUGAAAUGGAUAGCUUGUAACAACAAAG
Messenger RNA from Protobothrops mucrosquamatus (brown spotted pit viper), 1174 nucleotides. Its product is annotated as voltage-dependent calcium channel subunit alpha-2/delta-4-like. The record is from RefSeq and is a predicted model, not a curated record. The transcript is spliced from 12 exons. Gene Ontology annotation, molecular function: voltage-gated calcium channel activity. NCBI's taxonomy places the organism in Eukaryota, Metazoa, Chordata, Lepidosauria, Squamata, Viperidae. Gene Ontology annotation, cellular component: voltage-gated calcium channel complex. The annotation marks the transcript as partial.